AUGAAAAAGCUGAAAAGUAAACUAGAGAGCACCAAUACAGACAGUUUUGGUAUUUCUGGAAGUGAUUUCACAAGAACUUAGAAAUCUAACCGUCGAUUUUUGAUCAACAAUACUAUGAAAAUGUAAACUGAAUCAACAGAUUAGUUGAAAUUGGAAUUACCACCUGUUGUGAAUCUACCUUUUAAGAGUAAGAUUAGAUCAUAGAAAUAAUCUCGAAAUAUGUUAAGAACAAGCGAUUUAUUUAAUGUAUAUAAGGCACCUCAAACAUUGGCAACGAAUCCGGAAUAGUUGUUAAAAAAGACGAGAUAAUAUCAAUUAUCACAAACGCUAAUAAAGUAUUAUUCUGAUGAAAUUGCUACUAUUAAAGAUCAGUAGACUUUGGAUGACUAGGAGAUAGAAAACUAGAUUUCUAAAUAUAUAAAUGAAGCUAUUUAGAGUUUGGAGAUUUUGAUUAAGAAAAUUCAAAAUUUAUUGUAAUAUAAAUAAAAUAGGGAGAAGAGUGAAUAAGAAAUGAGAGAAAUUAUGCAGGAGUGUUUUAAAUAGAAAAAUUUAUGUAUACAAUAAAGGUUGUGUUAUAUUUUUGGCAAAAUGGAACAACUGUUCUUUAAUCCAUUAUCAGGAGCCAUAUAUUUUAAAUUGUGCAAACGGUUGUCAGAUAAUGAAAUAUAUUUUCGAAAUAAGAUGAAAGCAUAUCGAGGAUUAGGAGAAUGCUUAUUGAGAGUUCGACCUAAAUUAAGUUAAUUGUAUUUUACCAAAUAUUUGAUGUCAGCAUGGAAGUUGAAUGAGAAGAAUCACGAACUAUAUGCUUAUGAUUUAUUAGGAAAAUAUUAUUUUUAUGUUGGCCAAAUUGAAAAGGCAAAGCAAUUUCAUGAAAAAAUGAUAGGAGGUUAUUGUGAAGUAUGUAAUAUCUAUGAUGAUUGUAGGUUCCUGAUUCUAGAGUUAGAAUAUUGGCCUAAAGUCGUUUAGAACAAGGUUCUUUAUCAAAUAGAAUUAAUAGAGAACAUCAAGUAGUUGAUAUUGAUGUUGUAACGUCUGAUGAUGAAUGUUAUGAAAUUGUCUUAACUUAACCAUAAUAAAUUACAGUAGCCACUGUGAGUUCUGUAAAAUAUUUUCAAAGAAAGAUUCCUGAUCCUAAAUCUGUAAAAGAAGAAGCCAAUACUAAUAUUAGAUAAAAAAAAACUAAAUAUAAUUCUCAACUCCUUGAAAUUGGAACAGAAUUUGACAUGUCUAAAUUAGUUAUUUCAAAUCCUCAUCUUAAUAUUGGAGCCAUUAAAGAUCGUGUUCUAUUAAGUCAUAUGAGUCCUAACAGAAAACUAGAAAUGUAUUAAUACCUUUGUUUGGCCAGUGAUAAAAAUGCUUUCAAUAAUGUUAAUCUGCUAUCUGGAUUAUAUGAUAGAUUUGAAAUUAGUAAAAUCAACAAAUACCUGACUAAGUUGAUUUCUCUUUUGAGCACUGUCUAAUAAUGGUUAAUCACCUAAUUAAAGUCAAAAUCAGUUACUCGUAGAUGUGCUCUGCUUUGA
Molecule: messenger RNA, 1520 nt
Organism: Paramecium sonneborni
Lineage: Eukaryota; Ciliophora; Oligohymenophorea; Peniculida; Parameciidae
Source: the annotation of a GenBank genome assembly